AUGGAGCAGUGGAAGGUAGAGAAGAUAGUUGGCAAGCUCGUCGACGACGAGGCGAUAUCAUACAAGGUCAGAUGGGAAGGAUAUGAAGUUGAAGAUGACACUUGGGAGGAUCUAACGGCGCUAGAGCAGGCCCAGGAGUCAGUUAGUGCGGCGGCUGCGGCGCUAGACCAAAAGCGGAAGGAGUUUCAGCCCUGA
Messenger RNA from Endocarpon pusillum Z07020, 195 nucleotides. RefSeq lists its product as uncharacterized. The coding region runs from base 1 to 195 and encodes 64 amino acids. Lineage: Eukaryota; Fungi; Ascomycota; Eurotiomycetes; Verrucariales; Verrucariaceae. The transcript has 2 exons. The record is from RefSeq and is a predicted model, not a curated record.